Haliotis rufescens (red abalone) is the source of this 639-nucleotide messenger RNA. RefSeq names its product perlucin-like. Lineage: Eukaryota; Metazoa; Mollusca; Gastropoda; Lepetellida; Haliotidae. The transcript is spliced from 4 exons. The record is from RefSeq and is a predicted model, not a curated record. Bases 15 to 497 code for a protein of 160 amino acids.
UGUCUACCAGAACCAUGAGACUUGAACUUGCAUCUGUCUUACUGUGCUCACUUGCAUUCGCUGUUGCGGAAGAUACUUCCCGAUGUCCUGGGGGAUUUAUUAAGCACGGUGGUGCUUGCUAUUGGUUCUCCAGAAUAAAAGGAACAUUUGCUGAGGCAAGAUCCUACUGUCAGUUCCUUGGGAGCCACCUUGCCCGGAUAACCAGCAAAGACGAGGACAAUUUCCUUAGAAGCCAUGCAACUGGAACAGGGAAAAGCUACUGGCUUGGUGCCAUGGAUCUCGGCAGGGAAGGGGCGUUCAUGUGGGAGGGGGGCUUUCCCCUCAACUACACCAACUGGACACCUGGAGAACCUAACAACUUGAGCACAGGGGACAAGCUGGAGCUAUGUCUGAUACUAUAUAGACAUUAUGACCAUGAGUGGAACAAUGUUGACUGUGGUUCAGCCGAGAACUUCAUAUGUGAAAGGAGGGUGUCCGGAUGUUGCUGCAGCAAAUGAAGUGUGCUCAUUGAUUAAUGAAAUACUACACAUCGAGUCGACCCUUUUCAAUAUACUUCACAAGCAAUCAAAGACAAUUGUAAUCAAUUAUAUUUAGCUUCAAAGUUAACGUUUUGGUAUAUGUAUGCUAUCAAGAAAUAAA